AUGUCUUCACCAAGUGAGCUGGUUUUCUUCAUCAAUGGGAGAAAGGUUGUUGAGAAGAACGCUGAUCCAGAGCAGAUGCUGCUCAGUUUUCUGAGGAGAAAAGUUGGUCUGACUGGUACUAAGUACGGCUGUGGAGGUGGAGGAUGUGGAUCCUGCACUGUCAUGGUGUCCAGAUACGACCGCAACCAGGAGAGAGUCGUACACUACACCGUCAACGCCUGCCUGCAGCCAGUCGUCGCCCUGCACGGAGCCGCUGUGGUGACGGUCGAAGGCGUCGGCAGCACCGACACCAAACUCCACCCCGUGCAGGAGCGAAUCGCGAAGGCUCAUGGAUCACAGUGCGGCUUCUGCACUCCGGGGAUGGUGAUGUCCAUGUACACUCUGCUGAGGAACAAACCGCAACCAAGCAUGGAGGACAUCAGGGAGGCUCUGGGAGGGAAUCUCUGUCGCUGCACAGGUUACAGGCCGAUAAUCGAUGGAUUUAAGACUUUCUGUGAGAUCUCUCAGGAGCUCUUUCCGAUGGAGGAUUUACUACCUCUGGAUCCUUCUCAGGAUCUCAUCUUCCCUCCAGAGCUGAUGAUGAUGGAGAAGAAACUGAGUGCAGCUCCUCUCUAUUUCCAAGGAGAAAGAGUCCGUUUGGUUGCUCCUUUUGAGCUGUCGCACCUCCUGGAGCUGAAGGCCGAUCAUCCUUCGGCGCCACUGAUCGUCGGCAACACAACCAUCGGUCCAAAGAUGCUUCUGAAAGGAGAGUUUCAUCCUCUGGUGAUCUACGCUGGAAGGAUUUCUGAGCUCGGAGCUGUGACGUGGGGGAAGAAUGGUCUGACAGUCGGAGCUGCCUGCAGCCUCAGUACGCUGAAGGAGGAGGUGGAGAAGGCCGUGGCGGAGAUGGAGGAGGCCAAGACCAGAGGUUACCGAGCACUGCUGCAGGUUCUUCAGUGUCUGGCAGGGAAGCAGAUACGCAACAUGGCGAGCAUCGGUGGGAAUCUCCUCAGUGCCAAUCCCAAAUACGACCUGAGCACUGUUUUAGCCGCUCUGGACUGCACUCUGCAUGUCAUUUCCAAAGAUAAGAUGAGGAGUCUUCCCUUGGAUGAAAAACUCUUUCCCGACUUCGGAAAAACGACACUCAGGCCUGAUGAAGUCCUGCUGGCCGUCGACAUCCCCUACACCAACUCGUGGGAGUUUGUGGCGGCGUAUCGACAGGCCCAGAGAAGGGAGUUCGCUUUCUCUUUCGUGAACGCCGGGAUGAAGGCGGUCAUCAGGGAGGGAACCGACACCGUGGAGUCCCUCAGCGUCUACUACGGCGGAGUCGGACCCGCUGUGGUGAAACCUAAACGAACCUGUCAGCAGCUUGUCGGCUGGUCUUGGAGGGAGGAUUUUCUCUCCGAAGCCUGCCGCCUCCUGAAUGAAGACAUCGACGUUUCCCCGGCGAUCCACGGAGGGAAGGCGGAGUACCGCAAGGCGCUCGCCGUCAGCUUCUUCUUCAAGUUCUACAUGCAAGUGGUCCUGGAGAUGAGAGAGAGGGGUGUUUCAAACGUGGCUCUUCCUCCGGAGUAUCUCAGCGCAUUGAAGCCGUUCAAGAACGAAGCGCCGCAGGGUCAACAGUCCUUCCAGCUUGUGUCGGAGGUCCAGCCCUGCGGUGACCCCGUGGGCCGUCCCAGCAUGCAUCAGUCGGCCCUCCAGCAGGCCACAGGCGAAGCAAAGUACUACGACGACCUGCCGCCGGUGCAAGGAGAACUCUUCGUCUUCAUGGUGACGAGUUCGAGAGCCCACGCCAGGAUCAUUAACAUCGACCCGUCGGAGGCCCUGAAUCAACCCGGCGUCGUCGCCUUUGUUUCAGCCGGAGACGUUCCAGGAGCGAACCGAAGGCUCUGGUUCAACAACCCCGAGGAGCUGUUCGCCGAGGAGGAGGUGCUUUGCGUCGGUCAGAUCGUCGGUGCUGUGGUGGCAGAGAGCAGAGAACAGGCCAGGAGGGCAGCCCAGAAGGUCCGGGUCACCUACCGGGACCUCCAGCCCGUCUUCUUCACGAUAGAGGACGCCAUAAAGCACGAGUCCUUCUUUGAACCCAAGAGGAAGGUGGAGAGAGGUGACGUGGACGAAGCCUUGAAGACGGCUGAACACAUUCUGGAGGAUCAGCUCUACAUGGGCGGCCAGGAGCACUUCUACCUGGAGACUCAAGGCGUGAUCGCUGCUCCCAAAGGAGAGCACCAAGAGAUGGAUUUGUUUGUCGCCUCCCAACACGCCGCCUUCACUCAGGAGGUGGUCGCCAUGGCGCUGGGAGUCGACUCCAACAAGAUCACCUGCCACGUGAAGAGGCUGGGCGGAGCGUUCGGAGGGAAAGUCAUGAAGAUCGCCUCCCUUUCUGCCAUCGCUGCAGUGGCAGCGCGAAAGACCGGGAGGGCUGUUCGCUGCUGUCUGGAGCGAGGCGACGACAUGCUGAUCACCAGCGGCAGACACCCGUUCCUCGGAAAGUACAAGGUAUGAUACGACGUCUGUGUUGCCUGACAGGACGCCUGUGAGAAGCUGAUGAGGCGUCUGCAGCCGCUGAUGGAGAAGAACCCAAAAAACAGCUGGAAGCAGACGAUUACUGAAGCUUACUUUCAGAAAAUCAGUUUAUCUGCAACUGGGUUCUUCAUGGGGCCACCCACCGACGUGGACUGGGAGAAGGGCCAGGGCCAGGCUUAUUACUACUUCACCUUCGGCGCCUGCUGCUCUGAAGUGGAGAUCGACUGCCUCACUGGGGACCACAAAAACAUCCGCACGGACAUCGUCAUGGACGUCGGGAAAAGCAUCAAUCCUGCUUUGGACGUUGGACAGGUGGAGGGCAGCUUUGUGCAGGGCGUCGGCCUCUACACCAUCGAGGAGCUGCAGUUCUCCGCCGACGGAGUCCUGAUGACCAGAGGACCGACUCAGUACAAGAUCCCGCCGCUCUGCGACGUCCCGGCCGAGCUCAACGUCCACCUGCUCGCUGACGCAGGAAACCCCAACGCCAUCUACCUGUCCAAGGGUAUCGGAGAGCCUCCGGUGUUCUUCGGCUGCACCAUUUUCUUCGCCAUCAAAGCGGCCAUCGCUGCAGCGCGCCAAGAAACAGGACUGAGCGACGUUUUCCCGCUGAGCUCGCCGGCCACGGCGGAGAAGAUCCGCAUGGCCUGUCAGGACCAGUUCACCAAAAUGGUACGAGCCAAGUGA
Messenger RNA from Stegastes partitus (bicolor damselfish), 3186 nucleotides. RefSeq names its product aldehyde oxidase 5 (gene aox5). Gene Ontology annotation, molecular function: iron ion binding; oxidoreductase activity; molybdopterin cofactor binding. The record is from RefSeq and is a predicted model, not a curated record. NCBI's taxonomy places the organism in Eukaryota, Metazoa, Chordata, Actinopteri, Pomacentridae. The transcript is spliced from 28 exons.